Molecule: messenger RNA, 1338 nt
Organism: Paramormyrops kingsleyae
Lineage: Eukaryota; Metazoa; Chordata; Actinopteri; Osteoglossiformes; Mormyridae
Product: transmembrane protein 121
Source: RefSeq, a predicted model, not a curated record
GGGCCAUAAUGGUGCCCCCCCCACCAACCAACAAGCCUCACGUGUGUCUGUCGACCAUCCUGAUCAUGAGCAGCAUGGCGCUGAUGGACGCCUACCUGGUGGAGCAGAACCACGGCCCCCGGAAAAUCGGCGUGUGCAUCAUGGUCAUGGUGGGUGACGUCUGCUUCCUCAUCGUACUACGCUACGUGGCGGUGUGGGUGGGCGCUGAGGUGCGCUCUGCCAAGCGUGGCUACGCCAUGAUCCUCUGGUUCCUCUACAUCUUCGUGCUGGAGAUCAAGGUCUACUUCAUCUACCAGAACUACAAGGCCGACCGCAAGAGCCUGGACACCAUCGCCCGCAAAGCCCUCACUCUCCUGCUGUCCGUCUCGGUGCCAGUGCUCUACAUCAUCCUGGUAGCCAUUGACCACAUGGAGUACGUCCGUGCCUUCAAGAAGAAGGAAGAGAUCCGUAACCGGCUCUUCUGGGUGGUGGUCGAUCUCCUGGACAUCCUGGACAUCCAGGCUAACCUGUGGGAGCCCCAGAAGAAAGGGCUCCCCAUAUGGGCGGAGGGGCUGAUGUUCUUCUACUGCUACAUCCUGCUGCUGAUCCUGCCCUGCGUGUCCCUGAGUGAGAUCAGCAUGCAGGGCAUCAACAUCGUUCCCCACAAGAUGAUGCUGUACCCCAUCCUCAGCCUGGUCACCAUCAACAUCAUCACCCUCUUCAUCCGGGGCAGCAACCUCGUCUUCUACAAGGACGCCCGGGUGUCCGGCAUCCUCAUUGGCAAAAAUGUGCUGGCCAUAAUUCUGAAGACCUGCAGCUUCGCGCAAUACCGCAAGCAGCUGCAAAAUGCCCCGCCCGCCUUCGGGGUCGAGCUCCAGAAGAACUCAGUGUCCCACGCCCGGCCAAAGCCCACUCAGCCCCAAGUGGUUGCACAGGACCAGACGCCACUACCUGAGGUCACUUCCUGUGAACACACAUGACCCUGAAUGCACUAGAGUGGGCAGCCAUAGGGAGCCCAUUGGAGCAAACUGGAGCCCAGUACAGAGCCCAGAAAGGCGCCAUCAUUCCAGAAGGUUGGCUAGAAAACUCUGAUUUUCCAAUACUGUGAAAAAAGGAAAAUCCAAAACAGGUAUAUUGCGUCUAUUUUCUAUCCAUGAGUGGUGAGUAAUGUGAAGAAUUUAACCCCCCCCCCCCAAAAAAAAAAAAAAAUGAUUGCAUUGUGAUGGUGUAAUUUUCUUUCACUGAAAUUCUCUAUUUUAUGUGACUGUAUGAUAUUGUUACGGCAAUUCAAGGCGUAAAAGACAGAAUCAGCAUUGUGUGAAUAAAAAAAAACAGCUGAACGAAAGGCCUUUUUAUAAA